CUGAUGAGUGCGGUGCUGUGGAGUCGCCUGGCUCUUUCUUCUACCUACAUUUUCCUACUUUUAUUCAGUGUUUCGCGGAUCAUUUCCUCAGGAGGUGAAGCUUCACACGUCCGUCGAAGAUGUCUGUGGCCGGGCUGAAGAAACAGUUCCACAAAGCCAGUCAGCUCCUCAGUGAAAAGAUCAGCGGGGCAGAGGGGACGAAGCUGGAUGAAGACUUCAUGGAGAUGGAGAGGAAAAUUGAGGUGACCAACAAGUCGGUGUUUGACCUGUUGUCCAAAACACAAGAAUACCUCCAGCCGAACCCAGCCUCCCGAGCCAAACUGAACAUGCUGAACACAAUGUCGAAGAUCCGAGGGCAGGUGAAGACCACCGGCUACCCGCAGACUGAGGGACUGCUGGGCGACUGCAUGCUGCGCUACGGCCACGAGCUGGGAGAGGACUCCGUCUUUGGCUCUGCUCUGGUGGACAUGGGUGAGGCCAUGAGGCAGAUGGCAGACGUGAAGGACUCCCUGGACAUUAACGUCAAACAGAACUUUAUUGACCCUCUGCAGAAUCUACAGGACAAGGACCUCAAAGAGAUCACGCACCACCUGAAGAAGCUGGAGGGCCGCCGGUUAGACUUUGACUAUAAGAAGAAGCGUCACGGAAAAAUCCCGGACGAGGAGAUCCGGCAGGCCGUGGAGAAGUUUGACGAGAGCAGAGAGCUGGCCGAGAGGAGCAUGUUCAACUUCCUGGAGAAUGACGUGGAGCAGGUGAGCCAGCUGGCGGCUCUGAUCGAGGCGGCCGUCGAGUACCACCGGCAGUCCAGUGAGAUCCUGGAGGAGCUCAGUGGAAAGCUGCAGAAGAGGAUAUCCACAGCCAGCAGCCGGCCCAAGAGAGAGUUCAAACCAAAGUCGAUCCGCAGCAGCAUCGAGACCCUGGACAACAGUCAGCACAACGGCCUGACCUACAGCUCCUCGCUCAAAUCCACCGAGAUCCAGAUCAACCACACAGUCAAUGGCAAAACUGAUCAUAUAACCUCUGUUCCACUGUCAUGGCCUGAGAGCCCCACUACCAAUGGCAAUGUUCACCAGUCGGAGUUGUUGGACCAGCCGUGCUGCCGCUCCCUCUACGACUUCGAGCCGGAGAACGAGGGCGAGCUGGGCUUCAAGGAGGGUGACAUCAUCAUCCUCACCAACCAGAUAGACGAGAACUGGUACGAGGGCAUGAUCAACGGCGAGUCCGGCUUCUUCCCCAUCAACUACGUGGAGGUCAUCGUCCCCCUGCCUCAGUGAAGACUCGAGUCCUCCGCAGACUCCGUCCUGCCUCAUCGCCGUCGCCUCCGUCCUGACUCGGGGACGCCAGCUCAGCCCGAAGCUGGAAAAAAAAAAUCUGAUUUUCAAACCGAGCCAGAGAGGUAGUAGUUUUGUCCCCGAGCUGACUUAAGAUUAAAUUUCACCAAUUACGUUGUUUUCUCUGUUAAUAUUUAUGAACCUGAAGCCAACUGAAACCCAAGCCAUUAAGUGGGACGCUCCGCCAGGUUGGACCCUCGGUGUCGUUUGGGUCCAACCGAGGUGAAAAUGUCCAACAGUCGUCAAACUCUGUAGUCCAUCGUGUCUGUCCCUCAGAGGACUCUGCUUCCUGUUUACGCUGAAGUUUAUCUCGUCGAGCUGUCUGCCUUUUUUUGGUUUCACCUCAAACUGAAGCUUGUUAACGACAUCGCGACUGAAAACUUUCAAACUAAUUAUAUGUCUCAUAUUAGAGACAGUUUAUACAUUUCAGAAUAUUUUAGUCCUAUAAUAUUUCCAUAGAAUUACCCAAAAAAUGAUGGAGGCCUCAUACCAGCUCCAAGAAAGUUACAUAAUCACAGUACAAAUACACUCAGCCACUCCAAAAUUCAAGAGGUGGCUAAGAAAAUAGAUUUCACUUUAAUUUGGGUGAAAUGACCCAAAAAAACCCGACCUUUUCUCAGCCACACUGCCGCAAUAGAAUAAUAUAUAUGGUCGCCACGGCGUUUUGCUCCACCGUAUUUUGUGUUUCGUGUUUUUUUUUAUGUUUUGUGUUAUUGUCCAAACUCGAGCCUCAUUUUUUAACAGUUUUUUUGAUUCCUUGUGAGGCCUUCCAGCAGAGCUUUACCAAAGUUCAAGGAUAAUUCCAGUUUAUUACAGCUUCUAUCUUAAUUUUGUAGUUUCUGCUGUCAUAAUAUAAGGGUCUCCUUGUAUUAUGUGGUUACCGGCAGCGUUAUUACCGCCGUCCUUCAGCGUUUCAUGCGAACGCUACCAGUUUGAUCUGGUCGCGUUCUCAAGCGACGCCACCAGUGCGUGUUGCAUGUGGACGCACCUGGAGCCUUUUGGACGUCCGACAGCGCACGAUAACAACGUCCCUGUGCGUUGCACAUGGACGUAUAAAGUUGUUUUUGGUGUCACACUCGAAGGACAACAGUACCAACAGAGCGGCGCCAUUUGACGUGUUCGGAAUGAGAACUGGUUAAUACCCAGUAUGUCCACUUUAAACGUCCACUGACGUUCUGUUUAAUUUUGACGCUCGGCAUAGCUGCACACACGGUUUCUCUGUGCAAUCAAGAAUUAUCAGCAACUUUCCAGCCGUGCUCACUUUAAUAAUUUCCUCCAAAGAAAGAGUUUGUUCAUAUAAGCCGGAUACAUUUUCGGCUUGCUCCCGUUUGACUGUCUGACUGCUCGUGUUUUCUGCCUCACCGACAGAAAUUAAGGCCUAAAUUACAAAAAACAAGUUGUCAUAAACCAGAGUUAUCCUUUAAAAUGUGAAGCAUUAGCUCAGCGUGGGCUUCAGCUGGACGACGCUCUUUCUUUCCACACAGACAUUCCACGUUGCUAUUUAUUUUGGACACGUUUUUUUCUGAUUUUGUGAACAUUUUUGAACCACAGCUCUGGGACAGCGAGAGGUUAAAGUCGGCAGAGUUCGACAGCGACAGUGAUGUUAAUGUUGGACUCUGCCUGCGUUCAGGUGGACCUGUCUCGUGUUGUGGCGUCUUUCUUCCCCAAAAACGGACUCUGCCUGUUUGCCUGCUGUGCUCUUAAGUGUGGCCCAGAACAUGUUUUUAAGGACUGUGAGGAACUGAAGUGGACUCUGUCUCUCUGAAUGUCCCUCUCUGUCUCUCUCUGUUUACAUGCUCUGACUUAUUGCGACAUAACGUACGCUCUGUGUCCGAUAGGGAUGAACGCACCGUCAGAAAGUGCUUCUUGAAAUGUCGUCUUUAUUGCACUGAAGCUUUAGAAUCUACCUACCACAUGCGCUCAUGGACGUGCACCUUUUUGUCUUUGUUGAUAUUUAGUUUUUCGGUUUUCUUCGGCACUUUGUGUUCCUCACCGCAGGGUUAGAAUCACUACCAUAUCAGAAACGUACGUCGAGUCAGAGUGGUAGAUUUUUAGAUCCAUAUAACCGCAGAUGUUCUUUGACUGUGCUAUAAUGAGUCUCGGUUAUUGUAACGUAGAUUGGAUAAAAAAUGGUCGAAUCACAUCUUAAAUAUGUGGAAGUAGAAGAUCCUGUGACCUCGUGAAACUCACUCCAGCUCCUCUGUCAGCUCGUGAUAAGCUGCAGGAGGAGCCUGCAGUUAUUGUGGCCGUGCUGAUAAACGUGUUUAUUUAGGAAGUCUCAUCACGGCGUCAGCUGGUUAAAAAAAACCCAGGUAGCACGGGAAGCCGAAACUGUCAUUAUGCGCCUGUAUUUUCACACGAUUUUCUUUAAAGAAAAAGAAAAAAUGCCGCUUUUUACAGCACUCUUGUUAGUUAUUCUGUUUUUUUGAUGUAUUUUUUAUAACAGCCUAAAAGUACAUUUUUUGAACUAUCACUCAAGCCCCACAAAAGCAGUCGUUUUUUUUCCUUUUUACGCAGUUAAAAAGUGUUUGGGUUUUUUGUUUUACAAUUUUUAU
Molecule: messenger RNA, 3886 nt
Organism: Plectropomus leopardus (leopard coralgrouper)
Lineage: Eukaryota; Metazoa; Chordata; Actinopteri; Perciformes; Serranidae
Gene: sh3gl3a
Product: SH3-domain GRB2-like 3a
Biological process (GO): synaptic vesicle uncoating
Cellular component (GO): presynapse; glutamatergic synapse; cytoplasm
Molecular function (GO): protein binding
Source: RefSeq, a predicted model, not a curated record